GGGCGGCACAUACAAAACAAUUUGAAGGAUAAAGUGGCAAAUGGAACGUGAGUUUAAUGAUAUAUGUAGUUCUAUUCUAAACUAGUUAUAUAUAUCGCUCAUAAACGCCGUGUGUAUUCAAUAGAGGAAAUGUUUUAAAGCGUUUGCAACUUACGUGACGUCCGAACUCAGCAUGCUAUGGCUGUAGCUAGCCCGUUCUUGCUAGCUAGCUAGCGUGUAGCUUCGAUGGCGCUGCGAUGGUCGUCAUAGGGAGAACAUUUGGGGCUUAAUUCUUAAUUCAGUCGGAGCACCGAGGCUCCGAGGCUGAGCUCUGUGCCCGCCGAGAGCGCCGCAUGGAGGCGGCGCUGAAUAACUUGUCGAGUACGGUCGAGUUGCUGGCGGUGGCGGCGCGGAGUGGUGACGUUCGUCUCUGGGACCUGCAGUCUCUCUCUCGGGCUUUUCACUGGGCCUGCUACUGCGAGCACCUUUUCUCAAAGUUCCACCAAAAUCCCAAGAUAAGAGGGAUUAUGGAGAUGCAACUGCAGCACACAAAUAACAGUUUGCGAGCUGUCUUCGCUGACUACGCAGACCUCUCCUUUUUGGACCUGUCACAAUGCCAGCACCUUUUGCUAACAGGGCUCCUGAACAACCCUAAUCUCCCCCUCGCCAUCAUGAAGAUACUUUUUGACACCAAAACGCCAGCAACCAUCAAACCAGGAGAGUAUCAGGAUGUCACGGGGCUUUGCAGUCACAUCAUUCAAUGCAAAUCUGCUUAUAAAAUCUUAAAUCCUCUCACGGGUCAGUCAGAAGCCGGUGUUGAGGUGCAGGGCGCCAUGUUGAUGGAGAGCCUUCACGCCCUGCUGAGCCGAGGAGGCGAAGCUUGCCGGGCGCGGCGUUUUCUUGACGCUGUCCUCCUGGGAUGCAAAGAAGCAGAACAUUUGUGUUUGGUCCUCGCUGCUGCUUUGCUGACUGGAGGAAAUGCGCAUGCACAAAUCGCUCCAGUGGAUUUUCUUCAGGACUGGCUCCAGCAAAAACACAGCCUGCUGCAGCAAAUGUGCUUCACACUGCCUACAUCUCUUCUAAAAGACCUGGCCAAAGAACAUGUCAAAUUUAGGGACAUGUACUGCGCUGUUCUUAAAAAAUGGGCUGUAGAUAUGGAGUACUGCGUCGAUGAAGGCAAAUGGGUGCAAAGCAGCACAAGUCCCAAAGUGUCUUUUCGGGAAGUGACUGAGCACUUUGUGGUCUUGCUGGAGGCAUGUCCCACUUUGAGGAGAACUGUGGAAAAAGAGCUGAAUGAUUUGAAGAUAUCUGAUGGAGACUUUGAUGUCAGAGGACUAAGUGUGUGGGGAGAUCUCUUAACAGAAAUACACAAGUGUCAGUCGCAGCUUGAUGGAUAGUUUCACAACUGUGGUCAACCAUUUAGCAUUUUGUCUCAAUCCGUACACUGAAUUGAUACCAUACCCUCAGUUUUAAGGGAAGUCAAUCCCUCAUGAAUGAGAAUAGAAUGAAUGUUAGUAUUAAAAAAAAAAGGACCGCAGUGAAUCUCACUGUAAGGUGUUUCAAAUAUUUUGACCCACUCAUGGAAGCAAAAAAAAAAAAAACAAUAUACAAAAAAACUGGAAAUACAUCCACCCCUCCAUUUUUCUAUAGCACACCCUAAGUUGGAGCCUGUACAAGUUUACUAAGUGAGAGGCAGUUAGUCAGAGGGCAUAUGUAGACAAACAAGCAGUUACACCUACAUUCACACCAAUGCGAAAAUGACUACAGGUGCCCACCUCCAAUCAAUCGAAAAUGACUACAUUGUGCAUUGUCCAAAGUAGAGUGCCCAGAGAAAAUCCAAAUGGGCGAGAGCGUGCAAACACCCACGGCAAGUCCUGAACACUGAUUUGAACCCAGAACAUCAGAAUUGUGAGGCAGAUGUCUAGAACAAGACUGUCCUUCACCCCUGUGGUAAUGCCUUAACUAACUGUAAUUCUGUUAUCUAAAAUCUAAAAAGUAAAACAUAGACUGUAUCAUCACAGGCUUUCGUGUGACUCCAAGUCAGCCAGUGAAUUGUUCACACUAAAUGAGUUUGUGAAGAUGUAUGGCAAGCAGCACUUUUAUUUUAAUUUUAUUUUGUGUGUGUGAAUGGUGUGGGCAAUGUUGCAGCCCUUGAUUUAUGACAUGAUAUAAUGCUG
Messenger RNA from Phycodurus eques (leafy seadragon), 2156 nucleotides. It is a transcript of the gene fancf, whose product is annotated as FA complementation group F. Gene Ontology annotation, biological process: interstrand cross-link repair. Lineage: Eukaryota; Metazoa; Chordata; Actinopteri; Syngnathiformes; Syngnathidae. The record is from RefSeq and is a predicted model, not a curated record. The coding region runs from base 333 to 1376 and encodes 347 amino acids. The transcript has a single exon. Gene Ontology annotation, cellular component: Fanconi anaemia nuclear complex.